Messenger RNA from Macadamia integrifolia, 1375 nucleotides. RefSeq lists its product as uncharacterized. NCBI's taxonomy places the organism in Eukaryota, Viridiplantae, Streptophyta, Magnoliopsida, Proteales, Proteaceae. The transcript is spliced from 2 exons. Gene Ontology annotation, molecular function: zinc ion binding. The record is from RefSeq and is a predicted model, not a curated record. Bases 440 to 1126 code for a protein of 228 amino acids.
GUGAAUCAUCUUCUUCUUCGCCCGAGGACGUAGCACACCACCCUGGUGUGUGAACCUCGUUAAAUCUCUGUGCCGUACGGAUCUAUUAUCUCUCUUUAUUCGUGUUUCUUGGUGUUUGAUCUAACACAAUGAAUGACAUGAAAGCCACCAAGAAGGAAGCUUUUGAUUGGCUGAGUAGGAAUCCUCCAAAUUUGUGGGCAAGGCAUGCCUUUGAUUUCAGCUGUAAAUCUGAUUAUAUCACUAAUAAUAUGACAGAAUCAUUUAACCAGUCGAUUGGACCGUACGGAGGAAAACCAAUCCUGAUUUUGAUUGAUGAGAUCAAGAAGCAACUGAUGAAGAAGAUGCAACAAAUAUAUCAAUUGGGAUGUAGCUUAAGGGUAGAGUCACACCCAAAAUCAAGACUAAAUUGGAUGUGGUGGCCACUGAAGCUAGGGGGUGCAUGGUCCUUAUUGCUGGAAUAGAUGAAUUUGAAGUCACAGAUAGUGAUGGGAGAUAUGUGGUAGAUUUAAGGAAGCAUACUUGUACCUAUAGAGUUUGGGAUUGUUCUGGACUGCCAUGCAAGCAUGCAGCCGCUUGUGUAAGAUACAAGAGAGAGAGAUUGGAAAAGUAUUAUGAUCCGUACUAUAGUGUGGCAAAGUACAUGACAGUUUACAAGGACAUUAUUCAUGCAAUGCCUGGUCUAGAUGAGUUGAAGGAGGAACAUAUGAUGAGGAUUGUUCAACCUCCACCUUUAAAAAUGUUGGUUGGUAAACUAACUAAGUGUAGGAGAAAGGACCCAGAUGAAGAACCAUCAGGACAGUUCAGAAGAAGAUCCCAUACUAUCCGGUGUACUAGAUGCAAGUCGACUGAUCACAAUGUGAGGAGAUGUAAAGGAGCCCCAGGGAAAGACAAAGCUGCUUCUUCUGGGAAGACAGUAGGGACAAAGAGGAAGGAGAGAAGUAUGGGAAGUCAAUCUACCAUCAACAAUUCACAGAUGUUGACCAGGUCACAAGCUUCCUCUACCACUACUGAAGUGAACAUACAAUUGAAGACCAAAGCACAGUUGAAAUUAAAAGAAGAGAAAAGAAAAGCACAAAAAGCGCGGAAAAAGGCGAGGAAAGAAGGGAGUACAUCUGGAGCACACUGAGAAGGUUGAAGGCUUUCAAAUGGGAUUGAACAUAAGCUUGGGAUGGGAUGGGAUAUCACUUUGUAAUCUUUUUUUAGCGUUAUUGUAUUCCUUAAGUAGGUGGAUGGCACCAGUCAUUGGCUGAUGUGUUUUUGAUUUUUUUUUAGAGAUAUGAAACUUGGUAUCAAUUCUUGAAUCAUUGGCUGAUGUGGUUUUUGAUGUUUUUUGGGAGAUAUUAAACUUAUAUGUUUAUUAGACAUGUUAAAUUUA